AUGUAUAAAAAUGAACUAGACUACACUGCAAACUUAAAACUUAUCGAUGAUAUCACUACAAAAGAGUUCAAGCAAUAUGAAGUAGGUCAUAGAAAGACAUAUUCAUAACCAGAUCAAGUCCAAUUAAAGCGCUAACCUGAUCGAUUGGAAAUUUUGAUCAAUUAAAGCAUAACUUUACAAAUGUAUCCAAGCAUCUUCAAAUAUAUAAAGAUUAAAGUUAAGGAAUUAGCAAAACCAUUGAGUUUUGUCUAUGAAUCUAACAAUACUUAAUGUUUGAUUAAAAUAUUUGUAUCAUCAAUAACUGAUAGUCCAAAUAUAUUAAAUAAUAGUUUACAAGUGAUUGUAAAGAAUAAAUCAAGAUUUUAAUUUACAGAACCACCAUCUCAUAUCACAAAAUUCAAAUGCGAUUAUGUAUACUUGUCAAUAUACACUGACAAAUACACAGAUUUGAAGAUCAAAGCAACAAUAGGGGUUCAUUAAUUGAACACCAAUAGAAGCCUUUAGAAAAGAUAAUAAACUCCAAUGCUCUAACUUCCUAGAGAAUUAUUGACAUCUCGAGAACCAGGCAGUUAUACUUAUCGAAGUAAUCUCUCAUUGCAUAAGCCUAAAACAAGCUCAUCAUUUAUCCGAUCUAAUAAGGAAUCAUAAGUGAAAUUCAAAUUAAUAUUGGAUUUUAAGAUCAAAAAUACUAAACAAAAGAAUUCAUUAAUUGAAGAAAUGAUGAAGAAGAAGUCUGCCAUUUACUUUAAUAAGAAAGUUCAAUUACUGGAAUCUUCUUACACUCAUGAAAUAGAUAGAUUGCAAUCAAGAGUGCAAAGAUUAAGAAGUGAAAUCAAGUUCCAUAUCAGCAACAUUGAUAUCUUAUGGUUAGAAUUACUAGUUAUUACAUUGUUAGCCAAGAAGAUCAAACAUUAAUAUUAUAAACGAGUCAUGAGAAUAGUUAUUAGUAAUAAGGUUUAAGUUUGUUGUAGAAAGUUCAUGAGAAUUAUGCUAAAUAAGAUUAGUAGCAGAUAUUAAAAUGGGAAAAAAGAGGCUAUCUAUCUUGACACAAAUAUUCUAUUUUAUUUUGGGGCUAAACUUAUGAGAAACAAUGCUACCAAAAGGGCUUAUUCAAUACUCAAUCAUUUUCUGUAUAGAUAUGGUCAUCUUUCCAAUGGAAUGAAUAAAAUGCAAUCGUUUUAUUUGAAGAUCAAAUAUAUUUAACAGAAGUGGAAAUAAUUCAAGAAGUCUGAAUCAAACUACUUAAAUAGGGUUGCAGAUCAAAUUAUUGAUAAAUGGGGAUUUUUGUAUAGAGAAAUUAUUGGGGAACUAUAAAAUGCUCCUAAGUCUGCUCCUGCUCAAGACAAAAGAGUGCUCUUAGAAACAAUAUCUGAUAAUCUUAGCAAUUACAAAAGAUCUUUUCUUUAAUUGAAUAACAUAUUUGAGAAAUUGGCAAGUGGACCCACUGUUUUUAGACCUAUGAAUAAUAUUAUUAUGAAGGAUAUUAUGCAUCAAUAUGUAAUAAAAAAAGGCAAUAAAUUUUAAUGA
Paramecium tetraurelia is the source of this 1527-nucleotide messenger RNA. RefSeq lists its product as uncharacterized. The transcript has 5 exons. The record is from RefSeq and is a predicted model, not a curated record. NCBI's taxonomy places the organism in Eukaryota, Ciliophora, Oligohymenophorea, Peniculida, Parameciidae.